AAUUUCUUUCAUUCCCUCUUUGAUAUUCUUUCUUAUCAGUUCUUUAUUGUGAAUGCGGCAUCUUAUAUUUACUGGAUUUGUGCUCACGUUGACAGCUCUAGAAGCAGUCAAUGUAGCCAAAAGUACGGACAAUGAUAUUGUCUUGAAGGUAUCUACUGAAAAGCACUCAUCCCGUGACUCUCAUCACUUCUCUGGCGAAUGGCUUGAAUCUCCAUGGGGUGACCUCUAUCAGUUCCGUGCUGGCGACCAAAACUGGCUGACCGCCCGCGAACACUGUCUAUCUUUGAACGCCGAUUUGGCAGCCAUCCGGAACGUUGAGCAGUUGGACUGGAUCUUAUCGCAUUACGCUCCACUUUCGUCUCGAUUCGCGCAGAGACUUGUGCAGAUUGGAUUAUAUGCUCCAGAGGGCCAAACACAUGAAUGGAAAUGGUUGAAUGGAAAUGAAAUUAACAAAACUUUAUUAUGGAGUUCUGGAGAACCAUAUGAUCAUUCUAUGGAAGGACGUGAGAGAUGCGGUCUUUUGAAUGUUGAGAAAAGAGUUUUGGAUGACGUGGAUUGUGAAUCCACUUCCCCAGAUCACCACGCUCAAAGAUAUAUCUGUCAACGGACAAGCGAGAAUCACAAACAGCAACAAAGAUCCAACAAUUAUAUCUGGCAGAAAAUCGAAAAUCUAUUCAGUUUCUUUGGAAUCGGAGGUUCCCCAACUCCACACAAUGCAACUAUUCCUAAUGAUUAUGAAGAUGAAGUUUUGAAGAAUGAGACUUCUGCAACUGUUAAGUCAACAGUCAAAUUCAGUGACAGUGAAGAGGAAACAUCAAGUGAAGAAGAAGAAUCUGUUUCAAAAACCCUAGCUGCACUUCCAAAAAUUGAAGGAUCUGGCGAAUCAACAGCUUUGAAAGAACUACAGGAACCAGAAGGCAGUGGACAAAUAGUUGAAAAAAAGGCAAUUGAAACAACCGGAGAUUUAGUUUCUGGAGUGGAUGAAGAAAAACUUGAUAAGAUGAUUAAUAAAAUGGAAGAAAUGAUAAAAAGCAUUGACGAUCUGACAGUUCCACCAGCUGUUUUAGAAAGAACAACUGUAUCUACUGUUGUUCUGAAGAAAGAGGAAAUUGUAAAGCAAGAAAAAACUGAUGAGAAGAAAGUAGAAGAUAAGAAAGAGACAUUGGCAAAUGAACUGAAUGAUAAUAAAAUAUCUGAAAGUAUUGAAGGUGAUUUUGAUCAAGCACAAUCAAAAGAUAUGCCGAAGGCUGAUAUAGAACCACCAAAGGAAGAAGAUUGUGAUGAAGAAGGAUCUGGAAGUGGAAGUGGAGAAGAAGAUGAAAAAGAUGAAUCAAGUGAAAAAAUUGAACUUGCUCCAGAGAAAGAAGAUAAAAUUAAAGAGUUUCUUGGUGUUUUGAGGCUUUUCCUUGAUCGUGCUGAGCAUGGAGAUUUGAGAAAACUUCUUGACGAUCAAAGUGGAAAAACAUUGCUUGAAAGAAUGAAGAAUGCUGUGAGAGAAGCCAACAGAAGAGAAUUUGAAAUGUUGGAAAAAUUGGAGAACUCGAAGAAGUCUGAAGAGGAGAAAGAAGAAUUGGCAAAGAAGGAUCAAAUGAGCACUGAAGAACAAAAGGAUUUGUAUAAGAAAAUCAGUUCAGCAGUUAUGAAAGCUGCUAAAAUACACAAAAUUGAAGAAGCAGACAAGGUUCAAGACGAGCAAGCAAUGGAAAAGUUCAACAUUGCCAAAGUGAAAGCAGAUUCCGAGGAAGCAGAGUCAGAGGGUACAGUUGAGGUGUUGAAGUCAGCUAAAGAGGGUAAAGCUGAAAUAAAAGAGAAGGUUGGAAACGAUGAUUACUAUGGGGAUUAUUUGGAUGACAACAAUGUGAUCAAGAUUCAGAAUCGAGAGAAAAAGGAUGCGAAGGAGGAGUCAUCUUCGGACGAUAAGAAGUCUACGGAUGAGAAGAAAAAGGAAAUUAAGAAGAUUGAGAAGACGAAUAAAGUAAACCAUGAUGAGCCGAAGAAGGAAGAGAAGAAAAAUGAAGAGCAAGUUAAAGAAACGAAGCUAGAGAGUUCAACGACAGUAGCCAAGAAAGAAGAUGUAACAACAGUCGCUUCAACUACUGAAGAGCCAAAGUCGGAUAAAGACUCGGAAGGAUCAGGAUCUGAUAUAGAAGAAUCAACUGUUUCAUCUGCUAAACCAGCUGAAGCAGAAGAAAAUGAAGCUGAAUUAGAAGCAUCAGGUCAUGAAGAAGUAUCAACUACAACAGAAUCGACUACAGUUGCUGUCAAAGAAGUUCCAGUUGACGAAAUUGAAAAGAUUGCAAAACUCGAAGCAAAGCAGCAUACAGAGGAUGAAAAAGUGACUGUCGAAACCAAACAAGAAACUGCAGUAACUCCAGCACCGACCACUUCAGAGAAGACAUCAACCACAGCUGCACCAUCUACAAAGCCUGCAGAAGAGACAACGACAACUACUGAAGCCCCAUCUACCACUACUAAACCCGUUACAGUUGCUGUGAAAAAAGUGAGCCCAGAAGAAAUGGAGAAACUUGUGAAAAAGGAAUCAACUGAAAAAGUAACACUUCUGCCACCACUUCCAACAUUUACAUUCCCAACAUUGGCUCCAUUUACGUUCCCAACACUUCCAACUCUUGCUACAACAAAACCUUCUCCGGCUCCAAAAGUUCCAACAUUAGAAGAAAUUCUUGGAAAUUUAAAUGAUCAAUUCAAGAAACUUCUGUCUCCACCAAAGCCAUUGCCAAAGUAAUUAAUAAUUCGUAGAACUCGUAUUUUAUUUUUACUGCUCCAAAUUAUGGGUAUUUGUUGUUAAUAUUUGAUUCAUUAAUAUAUCAUCGGAUAAUAAAAUUAAGUUACACAUUAAAAA
Caenorhabditis elegans is the source of this 2860-nucleotide messenger RNA. It is a transcript of the gene clec-180, whose product is annotated as C-type lectin domain-containing protein 180. The transcript has 10 exons. Bases 53 to 2743 code for a protein of 896 amino acids. Gene Ontology annotation, cellular component: extracellular region. Lineage: Eukaryota; Metazoa; Nematoda; Chromadorea; Rhabditida; Rhabditidae. The record is from RefSeq and is marked reviewed.